Loxodonta africana (African savanna elephant) is the source of this 2762-nucleotide messenger RNA. RefSeq names its product zinc finger protein 345-like. Gene Ontology annotation, molecular function: RNA polymerase II cis-regulatory region sequence-specific DNA binding; DNA-binding transcription factor activity, RNA polymerase II-specific. The coding region runs from base 417 to 2309 and encodes 630 amino acids. NCBI's taxonomy places the organism in Eukaryota, Metazoa, Chordata, Mammalia, Proboscidea, Elephantidae. Gene Ontology annotation, biological process: regulation of transcription by RNA polymerase II. The transcript has a single exon. The record is from RefSeq and is a predicted model, not a curated record.
AAACCAUUCCUUGUUUUUAGUAAUUAUGAAAUGUGAACACACUUAUUUCCAACAGCAUAUUGCCUAUGUUUAUUUGUAUAUAUAGGGAUGCUAUGGGUCGGAAUUGACUAUAUGACAACAGGUUUAUUCUAAUAUGUAUAUAUAUAUAUAUAUAAAUCUCACUGUAAAAUUGCAUUCAGAGAAUGAUCACAAUACAACAUUUUGAUAAAUGUAAGAUAUCGAGUAUUUGAAACAUAUUUCACUUGGACACAAUUAUCAGAAAGCCUCGUAUUUUAGAAAAAUAGUGAUAGUAAUGGUAGUAUUUCGGCUGGGUGAUUAAACCUGUGAAACAUGAGACAAGUCAGGGCAAAAACCAUGUAUGUUUACUGUGUUUAGUAAUGGUGAGAUGAUAAGCAUUACUUUUUGAAUCCAAAAGCAUGUUGCCUAUUUUUAACAGAAGUCAUACCAUAGAGAACCUCUGUGGAAGUAAUGAAAACAGUCAGUGUGGGAAAACAUUAAGUCAAAUUCCAAAUCUUACUGUGAUAAAAAGAAAUCCUCCAGAAGUAAAUGCUUUUGCAUGCUUUGAGUGUGGAAUAGCCUUCAUGCAUCACUCAUCACAUAAGCAUCAUACCAAAUCUCACACUGCAUGCAAUAUUUCUCAGUGUAAGGAAUGUGGAGAAGCCUGCAGUUGUCACUCUCACCUAACCACUCCUAUGAGAACUCACAAUGGAAAGAAAUGCCAUAAAUGUAAGAUAUGUGGGAAGAACAUUUGUGUCUCAGCCCUAAAGAACCCUGUGACAACACUCACUGGUGAGAAACGCUAUGAAUGUAACAAAUGUGGGAAAGAUUUCUCUAGUUUCUCAUCCUUUUGGACACAUGUGAGAGGUCAUAAGUGUAUAGGUAAAGAAUGUUGUAAAACCUAUAAUUGUCCUUCAUUCCUCAUCUUACAUAAAAAAAUUCAUAACAGAGAUAAGCCUUAUCAACAUAAGAAAUGUGGGAAAGGCAUUAGUCAGUCUUCACACCUCACUACACAUAUAAGAGCACACGAUGGGCAGAGGCCUUAUGAAUGCAGGGAAUGUGGGAAAGCAUUUAGUCAGUCCUCAUCCCUCACUCAACAUAUAAGAACUCACAGUGGGCAGAGGCCUUAUGAACGUAAGGAAUGUGGGAAAGCCUUUAGGUGUUCCUCACACCUCACUCAACACGUAAGAACUCACAGUGGAGAGAAGCCUUAUGAAUGCAAGCAAUGUUGGAAAGCCUUUCGUUAUUCAUCAGGCAUCGCUAAACAUAAAAGAACUCACAGUGGAGAGAAGCCUUAUGAAUGUAAGGAUUGUGGAAAAGCCUUCAGUUGUUCUUCACACCUCACUUCACAUGUAAAAACUCACAGUGGAGAGAAGUCUUAUGAAUGUAAGCAAUGUGGCAAAGCCUUUCGUUAUUCUUCAGCCCUCACUGAGCACAGAAGAACUCACAGUGGUGAGAAACCCUAUGAAUGUAAGGAAUGUGGGAAAGCCUUUAGUUGUUCCUCUGCCCUCACUAUACAUGUGAGGACUCACAGUGGAGAGAGGCCCUAUGAAUGUAAGCAGUGUGGGAAAGCCUUUAGGCAGUUCUCAGCCCUCACUACGCAUGUAAGAAUUCAUAGUGGACAGAGACCUCAUGAAUGUAAAGAAUGUGGGAAAACCGUUAGUCGUUCCUGUGACCUCUCUUUACAUGUAAGAACUCACAGUGGAGAGAGGCCUUUCAAAUGUAAAGAAUGUGAGAGAGCCUUUAGUUGUUCCUCAUCCCUUACUAGACAUAGAAGAACUCAUAGCAGAGGGAAGCCUUAUGAACAUAAGGAAUGUGGGAAAGCCUUUAGUCUGGCCUCACACCUCACUAGACAUGUAAGAACUCACAGUGGAGCGAGACCUUAUGAAUGUAAGGAGUGUGAGAAAGCCUUUAGGGAUUCCUCAGCCCUCAUUAAACAUGUAAGGACUCAUAGUGGAGAGAGGCCUUAUGAAUGUAAGCAAUGUGGGAAGGCUUUUAGUUCUUCAUCAGCCCUUGUUAUACAUAUAAGAACUCACAGUGGAGAAAGGCCUUAUGAAUGUAAGGAAUGUGGGAAAGCUUUCAGAUGUUCCUCAUUCUUAACUAAUCAUAUAAGAAUUCACAGUGGAGAGAUGCCUUAUGAGUGUGAAGAAUGUGGGAAAGUCUUUAGGGAAGCCUCAAACCUCACUAGACAUACAAGAACUCACAGUAGAAAGAAGCCUUUUGAAUGUAAGAAAUGUGGGAAAACCUUUAGGUGUUCCUCACACCUUACUACACAUAGAAGAACUCAUAGUGGAGAGGCCUUAAGAAUGUAAGGAAUAUGGUAAUGCCUUUAGUCAUGCUUUACCCCUCACUUGACAUAUAAGAACUCACACAGUUGGGAGACAAUUUUUUGUCGAAAGAGGGAUGUUUCAUCCUUACUGCUAUAAUUUCAAACAGUAAAUUUCUGAAAGUAUGAUUAAAGUACAAAGUUUCUUAGUGAGUAGGAAAGCAAUAUUAAAGAAGGGGUCAUUAGCCACAUGAACCAGAGACCUACAUCACCCUGAGACCAGAAGAACUAGUUGGUGCCCGGCCACAAUCGAUGACUGCCCUGACAGGGAGCACAACAGAGAACUCCUGAGGGAACAGGAGAUCAGUGGGAUGCAGACCCCAAAUUCUCAUAAAAAGACCGUACUUAAUGGUCUGACUGAGACUAGAGGAAUCCCGGCGGCCAUGCUCCCCAGACCUUCUGUCAGCACAGGACAGGAACCAUCCCCGAAGACAACUCA